CGCGCGGCCUGGGCUCGCGCUGGGCUCCGCGCGCCCCCCGCCCCCUCUAUGAGGCAGAGGCCGCGGCGGCCGUUAGCGCUGUCGCUCCGGGGGCCGCGGCGGGCGGGGCUCCGGCGGGGCCCGGCCUAGUCCCCACCCAGCCCGGCUCCCAGCCGCCCGCCCUCCCUCCCUCACCCCGAUGCAGGGGGCCGAGCUCCGGGACGGCGAGGCUGCGGCGGCGGCGGCCGCUUCGUACCGGGUCCUGAGCCGCCUCCUCGGCUAUGGAGAGGCGGCCCCCGAGCCAGGCCCGCCGCCGCCGCCCCCGGGCCAUGGCCCGUCGCCUCCACCGUUCCUCGCGCGGCCCGGCCCGCGGGGUGCCCGGCCGCCGCAGCUGAUGGUGUUCCGCAACGUGGGGCGGCCGCCGGAGGAGGAGGACGCGGAGGCGGCCUCGGAGCCGGGACCCUCGGAACUGCUGUGUCCCCGGCACCGCUGUGCACUGGAUCCCAAGGCCCUGCCGCCGGGCUUGGCGCUCGAGCGGACCUGGGGUCCCGUGUCUGGACUAGAGGCGCAGCUGGCGGCUUUGGGGCUCGGGCAGCCGGCGGGGCCGGGGGUCAAGACUGCCGGCGGAAGCUGCUGCCCGUGCCCGUGCCCCCCGCAGCCCCCGCCGCCGCAGCCCCCGCCGCCUGCUGCCGCCCCGCAGGCCGGGGAGGACCCCACGGAGACGAGCGACGCGCUGCUGGUCCUAGAAGCCUUGGAAUCGGAGGCCGAGAGCCUGGAGACUAACAGCUGUUCAGAAGAGGAGCUCAGCAGCCCGGGCCGUGGAGGAGGAGGGGGUGGCCGGCUUCUGCUACAACCCCCGGGCCCCGAACUACCCCCGGUGCCCUUCCCGCUGCAGGACUUGGUCCCUCCAGGGCGCCUGAGCCGAGGGGAGCAGCAGCAGCAGCAACCUCCCCCACCGCCGCCGCCUCCCGGGCCCCUCCGGCCCCUCGCGGGCCCUUCUCGAAAGGGCUCCUUCAAAAUCCGCCUCAGUCGCCUGUUUCGCACGAAGAGCUGCAACGGCGGCUCGGGCGGUGGGGAUGGGACCGGCAAGAGGCCUUCUGGAGAUCUGGCAGCUUCAGCUGCGAGCCUCACGGACAUGGGAGGCUCUGCGGGCCGGGAGCUGGACGCGGGGAGGUGCUGUGUGACUCCCUCAGGUGAGACAGUGUCGCUUGUGGAUGUGGACAUUUCUCAGCGGGGCCUGACCUCUCCACACCCUCCAACUCCCCCUCCUCCUCCAAGAAGAAGCCUCAGCCUCCUAGAUGAUAUCAGUGGGACGCUGCCUACAUCUGUCCUUGUGGCUCCGAUGGGGUCUUCCUUGCAGUCUUUCCCCCUACCUCCGCCUCCUCCACCCCACGCCCCAGAUGCAUUUCCCCGGAUUGCUCCCAUCAGAGCAUCAGAAUCCCUGCACAGCCAGCCCCCUCAGCACCUCCAGUGUCCCCUCUACCGGCCUGACUCAAGCAGCUUUGCAGCCAGCCUUCGAGAGCUGGAGAAGUGUGGUUGGUAUUGGGGGCCUAUGAAUUGGGAAGAUGCAGAGAUGAAGCUGAAAGGGAAGCCAGAUGGUUCUUUCCUGGUACGAGACAGCUCUGAUCCUCGUUACAUCCUGAGCCUCAGCUUUCGAUCACAGGGUAUCACCCAUCACACUAGAAUGGAGCACUAUAGAGGAACCUUCAGCUUAUGGUGCCAUCCCAAGUUUGAGGAUCGCUGUCAGUCUGUGGUAGAGUUCAUUAAGAGAGCCAUCAUGCACUCCAAGAAUGGGAAAUUUCUCUAUUUCUUGAGAUCCAGGGUUCCAGGACUGCCACCAACACCAGUACAGCUGCUCUAUCCAGUGUCCAGAUUCAGCAAUGUCAAGUCCCUCCAGCAUCUUUGCAGAUUCCGGAUUCGGCAGCUUGUGCGAAUAGAUCAUAUCCCGGAUCUCCCACUGCCUAAACCUCUGAUCUCUUACAUUCGAAAGUUUUACUACUAUGAUCCUCAGGAAGAGGUAUACCUGUCCCUAAAGGAAGCGCAGCUCAUUUCCAAACAGAAGCAAGAAGUGGAGCCCUCCACGUAGCAGCGAGGGCCUCUGCUGUUCAGCAUAAGAAGGUGUUUUGAUUGCCAAGCUCCAGUUUGAAGAACCAAAUGAAGCUACCACAAAAGAAGAACUUGGCAGAAAGAGAGAAUAGAGAGGGUUGUGAUUCCCGGCACAGACUUUGGUUAAACUGCUGCUCUGGGGCUUCAAAGAAGCACACAACCAUCCUCCAAGUGGGGCUCCCUGUUCUACCCAACCCUGUGCCACCCCAGAGAUGAGCUCCUUGGAAAACUGGAAGAAGUCUUAACACUGUUUCUUUUCACAAGUUAUGUUUUGAUAUUUACAUUUCUCAGUGUAGAAAACUCAGUCAAAGGCAGCUGGGGUUUGUACCCAUUGAAAUGAAAGUGGUGUUGGGAUGAGCAGGUCAGAGGAAAGGGGAGGGGAGGGCUGGUGGGUCGGCUGGUGCCAAAGGCAGCAUUGAAAUCUUUUCCAUGACCCUGGGGGAAGAGCAGGGGAGCCAGAGACAUAAAAAAGAAUGAGAUUGGUAGUUUCUGAGGAAAGGCGUCUGAUUCUCAUCUCCAGCUUCGGUAGGAGAUGAGUGAAGGGGUGAUGGGUAAAGAGAAACUGGCUGGUCUUGUUGCUGGAGGAAUAGUGACUCCCCACUCCUUUCCUUUAAGGGUUACAAAGCUGAUUUCAGAACCGCCUCUCAUGGAAUCGGUGUUCAUUUUGUUGUGCUAAAUUCCUUAAGCUCAGUGACCCGAGGCAAACCCAGUUUUCCCUCCAUCCUCACCCUUUCCCCCCUCAUAACUGUACAUUUCCCUUUGGUUAUAACAACACCCCAUUGCUUCUGCCAGCUGUCAAGGCAGGAGUGUUUCUUGUCACCUGGGCAGUUCAGAGCUCCAGUCCUGGGCUGCUGAGGUUAAUGGCACAUGCUUCCAGGUUCUUCAUGGCAAAGCAUACCUACAGCUGAGGAGUCAGUGUUCCCCCAUCUGUCAGCUAGUGAGAGGAAAUGUGGAAGGAGUGAGAAACAGCUAUUGUGCUUUUAAAGGAGCCUGCGUGUCUCAGCCUUAAUGGGAUUUCCAUAGAGCAGAAAGAGUCUCACGAUCAUAGAUUUAUCAUUGUCAUCCCACCUCUGGGAUGGGAGGUGGCAAGGGCUUCCUCAUUUUCCCAUGUUCAUUCUUGCAACCCAGAUAUUUCCUGAGUCAGACCGCAUUGCCCUUCCUUUCCUGGGAAGUCUAUCAGAUGCUAGUUUGAAAGUUGCCUGUUUUCCAGAUGGAUGUGAAGAGAGGGAAGAAUGUCAGUGCUUGAGUUGUCUGUCUGAAGCCUGCCGUGGCUCUCCUGCAGUUACUCUGGAAGAAGUAGCGGUCAAGAUGAACAGUGUAUUUGUGGGUCUUCUUUACUCUCCUCUAGUGUUCCAUGUGACAGCCUUCGAGUUCUCUCUGCUUGUAUCUGCCUUAUAUGACAAACUGAACAUCAUCAGGUCUGGAGUUCGGGUGGUUUAGGGUGAAGCCCUGUGUCUUGGAAAAUUAGAAAACUGUAUCUUCUGGAAAGUGGCCUGUGGGCUCCUCUGCAUGGAAUCGCCUUCUUCCUCCUUUAGCUAAACAGAAAGGGAAUGAGCUUCCUCAACUGGCUGGAAAGAAAUGAACUGUGUGCGUGUCAGUCUAGCCCACUUCUGACAUGUCUCAUGGUACCCUUUUCCUCCUUGACUUCAUAUGACCAACAGCAUAAGAUCAGAGAUUGGUGUACCUGUAAGCCCUGCCUCUGGAGGGUACAGGUCACUCACCAUCAUAUAUACAGAAAGGGCUGUUCUGCAGUAGAGCCCCAAAUCUAGAAUCCAUAGAGAUCUUCAAGUGGUUUUGGAAGGGAUUCUUUCUCCAACUUCAGCCACUCAUAAUUUAAAAAUUAGUGUUCAUCUUGUGUUUGCAUGACUCUGAGCUAGGUAGCGUGGAAGGACAUAUGAGGUGGAAGACAAGACCCCUUCCCUGAGGGAACUGUAAAGUGACUGUUGCAUGUGAAGGAACACUCAUUGCAGCGGGAGAUCCGGGGCCAUCGAGAAGAUAGAGUGGGUGUGAUCAGGGUAGACCAGAUGGUCUAGGAAAGCUCUGUGGUGAUGAGGCUUUGGGUUGUAGGCGAGGGCAGUGAAACAGAACACUCAAACUAAAGUACAGGAAGAGAAAUCUGCAUGACACGUGUGCAGCUACCUUAAAUAGCAUCAGAAUCCUACUUGACUGCAAAGGUCUAGAUCGAAAUUCCCCAGUAGUUGCACAGGUCUGAAGGCUAAGGGGGUGCGAGGGUGUGGUGGAGGAUAAGACCAGAAGUCAGCAGACACCUCUGUGGUCCUGGGGUUACCAGUGGAGAAUUUAUAUGCUCAGGUGCAAACCAGACCUGCUACAGAGCAUGGGCAGCCUCACCCUUUGUGUCCUGGGAAAGUGGGUUGCACUGUGCUCACAAUUCUGCAUGUAUUUCAGACACAGACCCUUUCUUGGCAGAAUGGGCUGCAAAACAGCAGUGUAGGAGACAGCUCCAUGAGGCCUGGCUUGGCACAUGGGAGCCUUGGGUAGAAGAGAGUGGUUGGGGAGAGCAGUACUGUAGGCUGCCUGGAGAAGGGAGCAGGAACAAGGCCAGAAGCCAGCAUUGGCCUUCACCCUUUGCCCAUGCUGCGCAGUUGUAGUGGAAAUGCAGUCCACUUGUCUUUGGUGGUUAUGUGCCAAUCACAGACCAGGGAAGGCUGUCGCUAGAGACCUGCUGUGGAGCUGUGGUUGGGGGUCACUACUCCCAGACCCGGCCUGUAACCUUCCUCGAGACGGGUAUGUGCCAGUGUGAGCUAGUGACAGCCACUGCUGCAACCUGUUAUUACUUGAAAUGCUGCCUGUGCCAGUAGCAUAGGCAUGGGGGAGCAGGGGCUGGGCUGUGGGGUCCAGCUGUCCUGGUUUGAUGUUUAGGCUGAUCAUGGCCUUGUCUCCUGCUUAUGCCAAGGUGAAGAAAAUGUAGAUGGCAGUGCCAGCCUCUUGAAAAAGCUCUGAAGUGUCCCAUAGUUUCCGGUUUCUCCUUUCCUACUGUCACUUAGGCUGAGCUGCUGUUUGAGCCAAGCAGGGAGUGAUGGGAUGGCUACACAUUCCCUUCUGAUGCCGCUCCCGUAAGGAGUAGGGAACAGUUCAGAGUACAGCCCCAGGGAGCCUGCCCCAUGCUCCUAGAAGGGCAUGGCCUUCUUGAAUCCCCUAUCCCAGUGGGAAGUAGGGAUAGGAGAAAUUUCCCCAGGUAAGAUAUUUUCCUUCCUUGUUGCCUCUCCUGAUUUUUGAGCCCAGGAGUCAGAGGUCAAGUCACUGAGAUGUAAGGAGCAAGGUCUAGAAGUGUAUGUGUGUCCUCAUUUGUAGAAGUCUUGUCUGCAGUUGGGAUGUUGGGAUAUCUCCACUGGCGGGGACUAGGAUUUGUUUUCCACUUUAAGAGAAUGGCAUGCCCCCUGUGUGGAGGGGAGGAGCUUUGAGUUAGACAUUUUCCCUAUGGGAAUCCUCUUGGUCUGGUUUGUGGGAAGAGGGGAGUGGAUACGUGGUUUUUAUUUCUAGUCAUCAGCACAGCUGUCCUUACACUGAAUUUGUGCUAUUGCAUACAUGUAGCCAUCUUUCUUUUCACUGCAGCAGUGUUUAUCAGUAGUUCAAAAUGAUUUAUUUGCUCCUGGGGAGUAAAAUCUUUUUUAUUAAAAAGGAAAAAAAAAAAAAGAAAAAAAAAGAAAGAAAGGUGUGCCCCAUUAUGAUAGCUGUAGAAUUACUGGUCCACAAGAAUCAAGUCUGCAAGUCCCCAUGCAUGGUACAUCCUGUUUUGGCAUUGGAGCCUUUUGUGCUCGAUACAGUGUGCCAGGAGGCCUUCCUUUAACAAGUGGAGAAGAACGUUUUGGGGAGCGAGAUGGGACUGAAUCACCGAGAGGGCUCUGGGGACUCGGUGCUGCAGUUGAAAAUAGAGUACCGAUUCAGUAAUCUGCCAGAGGAGGGAACCUUUCUUUUUGUGCAGAUUUCAUGUGUCCGUGACCUUUCAUUGCUUCCUGGUGUCCUGGUAAGGGUCAUCUAGUCUCUUCUGGCGUCCCUCUUGUCUUUCCUGUCCUUUGUCCUGUCCCUUCCCACUUCAUCUACCUCCCAGAAAGCCAAUCCUGCAUGCUGAGUUUGUGACAUGCCUUCACUCCCAUUUCAUCUUCAGAGGGUUUAAGAGGGUCCCUGGAGCUGCUCCCUGCCCCUCCGAUCCUCCUCACAAUGCUCGAGGCGUCAAGGAGCAAACAAAAGCAGCCAGCUGUAGCGGGCACACAGCAACAGUGGAUCGCAGCUGGACUGCGAUGGCAGCUGCUUCUGGAGACAGAUAGGGAAAACAAGACAGUCUUCUUCAGCCCCCUUGGGUGUGACCCCCAUUGUGCACACAGCUCAGUGGACAGUGGCCUGGUCUGACCACUCCAUCCCUGGUGCUCCCAAGAGGGACAGGCAAGAUCCAGGCACCGACCUGGGCAGGCCAGACAUUGGGAUGCCCACACUGGUGCUGCAUGGCACAGGCACUGCUGUGCAUUCUGGUGGUUUUUCAGAAACUGCGUGCUGAGGGGUGUCAUUCUGGACUCAGUGGUUAGGGGGUUCUUCACUAGAGGGGAGCCAUACCCCUGCAACCACUCUGUUCUGCUCAGCCACCCCUGUCCUCUGAGCCAAAGCCUGGCCUGGUUUUUGUCUUCCCAUUUAGUUUUCCUUCUUAUUCUCCCUUUUUGUGCUUAAUUUAUUAAAAUAGUUGCUGUAUAAUUUAUUUUCAUAAAGUAUAAAAAAUAACUAAAUGGUUAAAAUAGACUUGCAGGCCAAUCUUAAAUGGGUGGGGGGUCUGGGGUGGGAUGGGGAGAGGAAAAGAUGUUUUGAUAUAAACAAAACAAAUGCACUUUGGGUGUGUUGGUAUUUUUCUGGGCAUAGAGGGGCGGGUGUUGGGAUGUCCCUGUAGAUUAGUUCCAGAAUGGGGUGUCUGUAAAUACUGUAUCAAUAGGCAUGUUGACUCUUGUAAAGGGACAUUAGUAGCUGCUGCAGGUCCUGUUUGGAAACCCUGUGUAUAAUUCCCGGUUUUUUGUAAGUGUCAGUGCGGGAGACAUUUGACUCUUGUGUUUGUAUCUCCUUUUUAUGAUUGCUGUACCGACCCAUGUCUUUUUGGGGAGGGAUGAAAAGAGAUUUGAAAUAAAAAUGUUUAGAAAUGA
Alexandromys fortis (reed vole) is the source of this 7226-nucleotide messenger RNA. RefSeq names its product suppressor of cytokine signaling 7 (gene Socs7). Gene Ontology annotation, biological process: phosphatidylinositol phosphate biosynthetic process; intracellular signal transduction. The transcript is spliced from 9 exons. Gene Ontology annotation, molecular function: 1-phosphatidylinositol-3-kinase regulator activity. The coding region runs from base 179 to 2065 and encodes 628 amino acids. Lineage: Eukaryota; Metazoa; Chordata; Mammalia; Rodentia; Cricetidae. The record is from RefSeq and is a predicted model, not a curated record. Gene Ontology annotation, cellular component: phosphatidylinositol 3-kinase complex.